GAACGCAUGGUAUUUCACCGGGGAUCGUGAACAGAAAUCGUGUUCCCCGUCGUUUUCACGGUUUCACGUGGCGUGUUAACGCGCGACCUUCCCCUAUAGUUUUAUCUGCGAGACAAGUGAAUCGAGGAUGCGCAAUCGGCCCAGUGGCACACAAAGCAGCACCGAAGAAAAAGAGCCUACCUUUUAGACCUUGUUCUCCACUUCCGCCGCGUAUAAGCGGCACGGGAGGCGGAGCUAGGGAGAACAGUCUCAAUUUGGCGACAAUGUUUCCCUGGAUCUACGAUUUCAAAUUCCCAACGAUGACUUUCCAAUCGGAUAGCUGUAUUAAGUAUUACGGCGUUAUUCUUUCGAGUAUGUCCCGAGUAUCGAAUUAUUGAGGUUGUUUAAAAAUCUUUGUUCGAAAUUUAAAAUAGAAAUCCAUUAUUCGAUUAUCGAUACUUAUGAUCGAAUUUGAGAGAAGAAACUCUUUUACGAAUCAUAAUUUUCAACUUUUCAAAUCGAUCCAAUAAAAAAUAAUUUUCGACGCGAUUACUCAACAACAUUCGAUAAUUGAUCAACGUUAUUUCGUGACGAAUUAACAAAAAUUUUUAAUAUUCGUAAUUACCAUUGAAAAGUUUCAAAAGAGGGGGAGAAAAUGUCGAAUAAUCUCUUAGUACUCGAGUUAUCUCUUCUAUAUCUUUCUGCUCACAGAACAUUACCUCCGAUUCUCUCUCGUUCCGAGCCGAGUCGAGGAGCAGUUUUUCCCGAACGCCCUCGCAAUUAGCCCAAUUCCUUUUCAUUCGUAUUGCGGCGGGGUAUCGUUUUUUUCCACACCGCGUGGCCACGGCGCAAUUAUCAACGGGCGCAAUACAAACGUGUAGCAACGGGUAUCGCAUCAGCGACUUGGAAUCGACGAAACAAGUCAACACAGGAGAACGAUCCGCUGGAUUCACGCUCUGUAUGCCUGUAACUGUUAAUUAUACCAACUGUUUCUAUAAAAAUGGUCAUUCGUUCGGCCGUUCAGUCCGCGUCGAACAUGCUUCGACGUACGUUGCUCGUCGUCCCGUUGACGUUGUGCGCCCUGUUGGCCGCGUGCUGUUGCACGCUUCUCCAUCGAAGCGAUCGCGAUACAGUGUCGAGACCGAUCGAUUGCAGCCGCGGAGAGAAUUCCGUCGAAUGCGUGACGAGGCGGAGGAUGGAAGGGAUGGAGGAAGGGAAGAAGGAUCGGUCGGUGACCAGGGAAUCUAGGAUCUUUGGAGGGGAAGAAGUUAAAAGUGGAGAUGGCGCGAUUGAACAGGUCGCUGGACGAAGAAAGAAGAACAAGGGAUAUGGGCAGAUGUUGCUUUAUCUUCUAGGCGCGUCCAAAAUGACCAUGCUUUACGUAAUAACGAACGUGGUUGCUGCAAUUGCUGGAAAGGCUCUGAUCGUCGCCAAAGUUGCUCUAGCAAUUGCGACCGCGAUCGCAUUGAAGAGAAUUCUUGAGCACAAGGAGAAAAUUUCGUACGAGAUAAUUAAAUAUCCGUAUCACAGCUAUGAGAAUACGCACAGUACAAGUUUCGAUUACGAUCAUGGUGGAUCGUGGGAACGUAAUUUUGGAUAUCAGAGGCAAAAAGUUAAAAAUAGAAAAUUAGUCCGUUGAGCCACGAAGAGAGUACAAAUAAAUGUUUAAUAUCAAUUUUAUAUCGGAGAAUAAUAUAUAAUUAUUUUGAAUAAUAAAAGUGUAAAUUAAUAAAUCAGAUUAUUAAUUCUCGUUGUACAAAGAGGAUUUUGAAAUCUCCAAAAAGUAUGGUACUAAUUUAGAAA
Apis laboriosa (Himalayan honeybee) is the source of this 1782-nucleotide messenger RNA. RefSeq lists its product as uncharacterized. The transcript has 3 exons. Bases 980 to 1618 code for a protein of 212 amino acids. The record is from RefSeq and is a predicted model, not a curated record. Lineage: Eukaryota; Metazoa; Arthropoda; Insecta; Hymenoptera; Apidae.